Messenger RNA from Momordica charantia (bitter melon), 2706 nucleotides. RefSeq lists its product as uncharacterized. The record is from RefSeq and is a predicted model, not a curated record. Lineage: Eukaryota; Viridiplantae; Streptophyta; Magnoliopsida; Cucurbitales; Cucurbitaceae.
ACCCGCUCUAAUAUCUCUUCUCUUCGGCGAACUAGCCCUAGAUCUCUCCCGCCUUUUUUCUCCCACUGCUCUCCCUGCUUCGCCUUCCCUCGCAGAUCCCUUGCCGCCUUCGUCGUUUCUCCGCCUCGCCGCCGGCGAAUCAGAUAUUCCUAUCACCGAAGCAUUAUUUUGGUUCCAAAAGGAGAAGAGUUAUACUCAUCCAAUGGAGUUAAGAAGUUACAAUCAUUUUCAUUAUAUCCAUGCCAUUAAAGGUGGUCUUAUGACAAAAGUUCUAAACAUCAAUUCCCGUGGAAAGCCUGCAGUAGUGUUUAAGAAGCUUACUGACGUAUAUGAAUUUAUAGACGAAAAAGAUCAAAACUCACUCCCAACACAAUUGUUGAGAGAAAGGUUGGAAGAAAAUAUUCCCGAGGGUUACAAGUUCAAGGUGGAAACCGAAGAUUUCUAUGCAGAAAGAAAAUUAUUCAAAGAUGAGCCCACAGUUUCUGAUUCUGGCAGUGGAGGUGAUACCGAUGGACAAAAGAGUGACGUAGAAGUUGAUAGUAUGACUAUACAGCAAAUUAUGGAAGGCUGCAAGAAAAGAAAGUCGAGGCAGUCAAAAUCUGUUGACUCAAGUAAGGAAAAGCUGAGGACAUGCUCUAAACAAGAACUAGAACGUUCAUGCUUGUUAUCUGAUGAGGAUGAUGAUAGUGAUCUUAAUGUAGCUCUUAGCGUCUGGAAAUCCAAACUUUCAAGACGCAAAAAAUUGAAAACCAAAUGUAAUGGAAGCAGAAUAUCUACUAGUUCACAGUGCAGCCAAAUAACUGGAAAUUCUGAUCCAAUCAAUAGUGAUCAAGAUCUCCUUCCAUCGAGUGCAGACCUACCCAUCCCUGUAGACGUUAAAGUUGAAACUCCUGAAACUGAUGUGACAGAAAUCCAAAACACAAACUACAUUAUCGAUGACCUGUCUCUUCUUUGUGAUGAAAAUGUAAACUCGUGUCUGAGUUCUGAGUUGUCUCUACUUUGUGAUGAAAAUGUAAACUUGUGUCUGAGUUCCGAGCCUAUUGGAGCUGAUGAAUUGUUUUUGAAUCGAGGGUCCACAACAUCUAACAAAGAAGCUGAGUAUUGUGUUCUAAACAGUGCAUGUCAUGAAUAUUUGGUAGGUGAUGACCCCGAAUUUCUUCAGAUGGUAGGAGAAUCAAACACUGAGUGGAUGAAAAAAGAUAACCUGGAGAUACAGAAACCCAAUUAUUCAGAUUUUCCUGCAUCGGAGAGCAUGGAGGGACGAUAUGCCCCAAGGUGUCUAUCCAAUGAUAGCAUGUCGGAAGAAAUUUCCCUGACUGAGGAACAGUGCUCUGGCACUUAUAUUUCACAAGGUAAAUCCAUAACACACGAGGCCAUAUGUCAGAAUAAUUGUGAAGAUAUGUCAGAAGAAAUAUCCCCGACUGAGGAGCAGUGCACUGACACUUAUAUUUCAGAAGAGAUGAGUUUCGGAGCUGAAGUAUGUUUAACCGAGAAUGGUUACAAAGAUACGUUGGAACUUGAUCAUGAAAGAAAAGGCAUUUCAACUGAAGCUACCAGUGAUUGUGACUUAAGAGCUGAUCAUGGAGAAAGUAUUUCAACAAAAUCUACCACUGAUUGUAACUUAAGCCCUGAUCAUGAAAAAAGUAUUUCAACAAGUUCUACCAGUGAUGGUAACUUAAGCCCUGAUCAGCAUUUGAUAUCUAUUGGCAAAUGUCCAGCUCAGGAGAUAGAACCGCAAAUCUCCAAUUUUUCUGAUUCAGAAAGAAAUACUUCACCAGAUUUUCAUCUCGAUGAUUCUAUGGACAAGUUUAAUCAAUUUGAAGAACCAAAACGUCAUCCAACAAGGCUGCUAUCAACUAGAACUACCAUAUCUCCAACAUCUCAGGAAAGAUUGUCCAAGGCUAUGAAGUCUAUGCGGUUACAUGAUAAAGAAUGCAAAACAUGUGGUGGCAAACCAUAUUUCAAGCAAGCAAAUUACAAGGUUGGCACAGCUGAAGAGUGCGACCAGAUGAAGAGAGUCUAUUCCGAUAUAUUUCAUGAGCAAAAUAUAAGGAAAUCAAAGAAGAGAAGUCUCCACUCGACAAGCAACACUAAGGUUCCCCAUGGUAGAACGAGGAGCACUGCUGUCCAAAGUUGUUCAGACAAUGCCAUUGCGUUCACACAAAGACAGAUGCAGGACAUAGAGAGUAUUGCCCUGAAACUUACAAAUCAGUUAAAGUCAAUGAAAGCAAUUGUGGAAGACAGACUUCAUGUCGAAGGCAACAAGGCUACAGGUUUCAAAUUUAACACGGAUGAGGUGAGAACAGCCAUUUCUGAUGCAACCAAAGCAGAAGCAAGUGCGAAGAAAUGGCUUUCCAUGAUGUCAAGGGACUGCAACCGCUUUUGUAAAAUAAUGAAAACAACUGAGAACGGUUCAACUGCUUCUCCAAGUGCAAUCCAGAAGAUAAAGAGGAAGAUUACAUUUGCUGAUGAAGCUGGUGGAAAGCUUUGUGAAGUGAGGCUGAUUGAGGACCACGUCGAGUCUUUUGUGGAAGCCAGUCCUGAAAAGUAUGAAGCAGUCAAGUAACUUCGAAAAACUUUCUUGUAUACAAACUUAUAUUGAAUCGUUCUCUUUUAAGAUUUUUACUUGUAAAUUCCCAUGUUACAUUUAAAAGAGAGUGCAGCGAUUUGAUUCGAUUCUGCCCGAGGAAAUGAGAUAUUGUAUCA